GGGAGAGGGAGCAUGAGGAAGCGGCUCAGGUGUCCAGAAGCUGCAGUGCUAGGAUGAAUGUAUGUGGGACUGAGCAGGACCUGACUCGAAGCUCAUAUGGCAUGGUGGGCGACACGGAGGACAUGCAGGCGAUGGCCGUGCGAAGCCUGUCGGCAUCAGAUGUUCACAAACACUAUGAUUUCAUUCGAGAACUGGGAAAGGGAACGUACGGCAAGGUAGAACUCGUCAUUCACAAAAUCGCAGGAACCAAAAUGGCUUUAAAGUUUUUGAAUAAAAAUAAAACAAAGCUGAAGAAUUUCUUGAGAGAGUAUAGUGUCACUAACAACCUCUCCUCCAACCCCUUCAUCAUCAAGGUCUUUGACGUUGUCUUUGAGACUGAAGACUGCUAUGUGUUUGGUCAGGAGUAUGCUCCAGGAGGAGAUUUGUUCGACAUCAUCCCUCCCCAGGUGGGUCUGCCUGAGGACAAUGUGAAGCGCUGUGUGCAGCAAUUGGGUUUAGCUAUUGACUACAUGCACAGUAAAAGCCUGGUUCACAGGGAUAUAAAGCCAGAGAACGUCCUCCUGUUCGACAAGGAGUGCAGACGGGUGAAGCUGUCUGAUUUUGGGAUGACGCGCAAGGUUGGCUGCAGGGUGAAACGCAUCAGUGGGACCAUCCCAUACACUGCUCCGGAAAUAUGCCAGGCUAACAGGACUGAGGGUUUUCUAGUUGACUACAGCAUUGAUGUCUGGGCUUUUGGUGUUCUGAUCUUCUGCAUGCUGACUGGGAAUUUUCCCUGGGAGGCUGCCAUGCCAUCCGACACAUUCUAUGAGGAGUUUGUGCGGUGGCAGAGGGGUCAGUUGAAUGGGUUUCCCUCGCAGUGGAAAAGGUUCACAGACGGAGCCCUCCGGAUGUUUCAGAGGCUGCUGGCUGUCAAUCCAGAGAAAAGAUGUUCUGUCAAGGAGGUGUUUUAUUUUCUGAAAUGUGACUUGAUGGUAGAAUUAAGGCGGAGGCCUUCUUAUCGAUGUAGAACCCAUUCCUCCGAUAAAUCAGCCACGUCGGCGCAUAAACAGGAGGGAUUGGCCCCCAGCAUGCCCACUCCACUGAGAAGAAGCCUCCUAUCGGAAGCAGCAGGUUCUAGAUUCACAUCCGUGUCAACAGAGUCAAGUUCACAUCCAUCAGGGAGCCGAAUAGAGGGAAGACAGGACAAGGGCAAAGGCCGAGUGAUUGUUGCUACGGCAAUUGAAAUCUGUGUUUAA
Molecule: messenger RNA, 1235 nt
Organism: Carcharodon carcharias (great white shark)
Lineage: Eukaryota; Metazoa; Chordata; Chondrichthyes; Lamniformes; Lamnidae
Gene: sbk1
Product: SH3 domain binding kinase 1
Exons: 4
Coding region: 54-1235 (393 amino acids)
Biological process (GO): peptidyl-threonine phosphorylation; peptidyl-serine phosphorylation
Molecular function (GO): ATP binding; protein serine/threonine kinase activity
Source: RefSeq, a predicted model, not a curated record